AUGGCGACGGCCGCACUGGCCGAUGCAAGCCGCAAAGAUCGACGGCGAAAAGAUCUCGAUCAACGCAUUACUGAGGCCCGAGAAGACUUGGCUCGGGUCUUACGAGAGUCUUCGUUAGCAGACUGUAAUACCGCGCUAAAUAAAGAGGGCCUGGGACUGCUAUUACGCAAAGGACAUGCCUUGGAUGAGACCUCCAUCAACUUGGCGUCUCACCGCAAGGUGGUCGAAGGACUUCGUGCCAUUUGCGAUUCGCCAGGACAAUUAUUGCGGCAAGGGUCUGAGAUGAAGCAUCGAAACUCCUAUUCGUCCUGGCUGCAUGAGCAGUUCGGCCUCCAGAGGCGAUGGUGGACCCAGCGGCCGGCUGCCAAUGCAGGAUUGGACGAUAUCGAGGCAUUAUUACUUGCAGAAGAGUAUGCGCUCAUGAGCUAUGGCUUGGAGAACGAGAAACACGCAAGCACGGACGCGUUCAAGCAAAGGGAGCCACAGACGCCGCUUCAGUUCACUAAGAUGACUGAGGCGACAAAUCAACUCGUGGACGAGCUCUUAGGCGAGGCAAAUCGAUUAGGUUACCCAGAUGACAUCGCGGCGCAAAAAGCUUCCAAGGAAAGUUUGGAUUCCCCAUGGACGGCUAUACGUAUGUUGAGAUCCGAUGGAUAUCCAAUGUACCGACAUCCCGAUUUAGCCCCAGAGGCUGCAAUUGAAGCACGGCUUGCUGCCAACACGGCAACGAGGAAGAUUUUUCAAGACUGGGAGUACACAAGGGCCUACGGCCCGUCGAAGACAAAGUUUCUCUCCGGGAGGAGACAGCCAGAGGACAACUGGUACAGGAAGCAAAUCAAGUUUUGGGUAGCUAAGUUGUGCUACAACAUGCUUGUUUCAACCGCACCCCCCGGCAUCUACAACUACAACGCUCUGAUUUUGGGGUUUACUCGUGUCGGAGAGCACUCCUUGGCCGGGCUGGUUGUCAAUUCCCUGUUAUACCAGAGUCGCCUGCUGCCAACGCAGCAGACAUUAGUGUGCUUACUACAACAUUACCGGGCACAGGGCGAUCUCGUUGGGUUCUAUAAAUUGAUUCGCCGGCUCGUAGCGGAGGACUCUCGUGGAGCGAAGAUUCGGCGACGGUCUUUGAUUGAUAUGAAAGCACGCCCUUAUAUGAUGGGAUGGGCAAAUACGCACGACGUCACGGUCACAGACGGGUUUGUGGUGCAAAGAGCAGAGAUCGACGGACCUGUCUUUAAUGCCAUUCUGACAGGUCUUCUGUCUCUGGGCCAGGUGCGACACGCAGCUGUGGCAUUUGCCAGUUUUCUGAGCGAUUGUUAUGAAAUCAAGACAGGCGCUGUGAACUGGGUUGUGAACUGCGUGUUGGACGCGGUGGACGUUCCCGCAGCGCGUGUGCUGUUACGUGGUUUCGUGGAGAAUGCGAGUCGAAUUACGCCAUUGCUUAUGAGCGAAGAGCGGUAUGCAAGGAAACUGUCCAUUAAGAUCCAGCUACUACUGUCAGUGGCAUCGGUGUCUGGGCCGUCAGGGCAGGUGCAGACGCAGCACCAGAACCUAGGCCAUGGCUACGACAGCCUGGUAGAUGACAACUGCCAGCGCAUCGCUCAUGCCCUAUUUGUGUCAGAUACGCUGCAGUACGUAAAGCGCCUCCGCCAGAUCGUACUUGCGGCGCAGGGCGCCGUUACAACCGACGAGGCAUUGUUCAGGAUGUCUGCCCGUUCGUGGUCGGUCCAAUUUGACAGCCUACAAGGGCGACAAACGAGACUGGACCAGGAGCGAUCAACGUACCGAAAAAUGGCCGAGCUGACAACGAUUGACGAGGCUGCACGGACAAUCUUCAGAGUCUGUGCACAUGUCAUGGAGACGUUCCUAGUCAUUGUCUCUGACGGCAUGGACAUUUCGGAUUUAUAUCGGAAAUUUUUGCGGCAAAGCGAGCUUCCGUUCAUGAUUCGGUUCGAGUCUUAUGUUGCCACAUCUCGAAAAACAGCAACGCCGGCACCGGCGGAAUCUCGAAAGCAGGCAUCGAUGGUGGAACGUAUGGUUGUCGUGGAUGGACCAGCCGUUGGAGGUUUCCUGGAGGAUCGGUUCAAGCACAUUCUCCUGUCCCCCCUGUCUCCAGACGAUCACGCAGCUGCAGGCAUCGAUGCCACUAGGAACAUGUUCAGGGAUGUAGCGCUAGAUGCUGUUCUGGAAGCCAGGGCUCUCCACGAUCUGAAGCAACCUAAAAGAAACGGUGGCGCCGAGACACAAGUGGAGCUGUCCGUCCCACAGGCAAAAGAAGAGACGCAGCGUGCUGUACGGGUAGAAUUUGGGUCGCGUUAUCCCUAUGGACUGUUCCAGGCCGGAGCCAUUCUGCCCAACAAUUAG
Molecule: messenger RNA, 2364 nt
Organism: Grosmannia clavigera kw1407
Lineage: Eukaryota; Fungi; Ascomycota; Sordariomycetes; Ophiostomatales; Ophiostomataceae
Exons: 1
Coding region: 1-2364 (787 amino acids)
Source: RefSeq, a predicted model, not a curated record